UAGCUUCCUGUUAUGAUAAGACUUCCUGGUCUAUGUCUCACACUCUCUACCCCACUCUUUAACCUCAGUUGACAGUAUACUCUUUCUGUCUUUGCAAAUGCCUCAGUGGAUUCAGCCUGAUUGAUCGUAAUAAGUUUGGGGAGCUCAAACAUGGCUGGAAGUGCACUGGGAACAGUCUUCUCUCUCCUGUUUCUUGCCUCUAUUAUACAAGGGCUCCGGGAUGUUGAGGUGUUCCAUAAUGAAAAGAUGGAGGCAGUAGUGGGCCAGAAUGUUACCUUACCUUGUACUGUAAAAGACAGUACUAAUCUCAACAUCGUCAAUAUUGAAUGGAGGAAGAACAAAAAUGAAGCCACAAAGCUGGUUCUGUACAACGAAAAGUUCGGAUUCCAUCAAUUUUGGCCUAAUGUCACCAUGCAGAUUGAUAACAAGUCGAUGGGCUCCCAUCUUCACCUUUUCCAGGUGACAAAAUGGGACGGCGGUUUCUAUAUUUGUGACAUCACAAGUUUUCCCCUGGGCUCCAUCAGGAGAGAAAUCGAGCUAGAGAUCAAAGAUGAUGUUAAAAUAAUGUGUGAUAUGGAUCGCAUUGUUGAGGUCUAUACUGGAGAAAAUGUGACCAUUCAAUGCAGAACAUUCCCUGAUGCACAGUACAAGUGGACCAAGAACAAGAUACCGGUGUCAGAGAAUGAAUCUCUGGAGCUCUGGUGUGUGACUGCGGCUCACACAGGGGUUUAUACGCUGACUGUCAACACAGGAAACAAAAGUCUGCAUCAAGACUUUUUCAUCACAGUGCUAACAGCAACCACAAGCUUAAGGACAGAACAAACUCACUCAGCAGUCUCAACGGGCUCUCUGAAUCGUAACAUGGAUCUUGUGACAAUGCCACGACAGUCUAAUGUAACUGCGGAGGGUUUGAUUGAAUCAGCAGACAGCAACUUUACCACAACACCAACCACUGGGCUGUCAACCAUUGACAGCAAUGCAACUUGGACCACAGUUGUGAGCGAUAAUAAUCCAAACUCCAGAAAUGUCACGGAUGGAGAGCAUAUGACCUCUUUAACAAAUUCUACACAUAUCGGUGGCACGUCAUACCCCGCCACACACACUGAUCCCUAUGACUUCAACAACUCCACGGAACAGGAGAUAAACCCGACUCACAAUUUAAACACAUCCAAUUUUUUUGAAGGAUCGGUGGCCAGCAAUCUAAACACAACAUUAAGUUACGAUAAUAAAGUGUUUAGAUCAACAGAGGAUGCGAAGAAUGAGUCCAUGGGAGGCAAUCCUGGUGCCACCCCAUCUCUGAGCACUGUACAUACAAUGACGCCCAUUAAGAAUGAAGAUACUGCUGGUGUACAGAGUCAUCUGUUGCUGCCGUUUAUCAUCGUUCCAAUCCUGGUAUUGAUUACUGUGGCUGGCUUUCUCUACAGAAGAAAACUUAUAAAGGAGAGGAUGGAUUUACCGCCUCCAUUCAAACCCCCUCCUCCUCCAGUAAGGUAUACAGCUGCAAGACACCAUGAUAUUUCAACACAGCCCAUCCCCACUUCAAGAUGUAACUCGGGGACAAAACAAAUUAACAUGUAUAUAUAUUAAUAUAUAAUGCCUGAUUUUUUUAUUUUUUUUUAUUUGACAAUAAAAGCUGGUGUAUUUUGUCUCUAAAUUGGCUUUGAGCUAUUGCACUACAGGUGUUAAUUACAUUCUUGCAAUAUUAUAUAUUCAGUGUGACUUUUUAGUAAAGUGCCCGCUAUUGUACCUUACACUGCAGUAAAUAAGCAUUGCAAUGCAUAGAAACAUGUUGGAGCUGUAUGGCAGAUUGACUUCCUUAAAGGUAAUUCUGGCUUCGUCUGUUAAGCAUGUGAUUUAGAAUUUCUUGCACAGAAGCCCAAUGUCUUUCUCUUGUGUAGCCGUGCUGCAGAUUGACUGACGACUCUAUAUCAAAGACCACUGUUGUCCACACAAACCACAGGCUAGCAAUUGAGAUUGGGGCAUACCACAGACCACAUGGGACAAAUACCUGACAAAUACAAUAACCACUGGAUACCAUCAAAAACACAGAGGGAGUAGGUGUUGGACAUGUUAACUAUAUUGUUUUAUUAUUGUUCAGUAUGUACCGUUUUAUAAAUAUUGUUUCUAUUUCGUUUGUAGACCAAAUAAAGUGGACCCUGUUGAAUU
Molecule: messenger RNA, 2166 nt
Organism: Etheostoma cragini (Arkansas darter)
Lineage: Eukaryota; Metazoa; Chordata; Actinopteri; Perciformes; Percidae
Product: T-cell surface protein tactile
Exons: 8
Coding region: 151-1587 (478 amino acids)
Biological process (GO): cell-matrix adhesion; inflammatory response
Source: RefSeq, a predicted model, not a curated record